GUCCCAGUGCAAGGGAAGGGAUGAGCCUUUAAAGUUCGGGGCUUCAUCUCAUUGCAGGGAAUUUGAAAAGAAGAAGAAGAAGAGGAAGAAGAAGAAGAGGAAAAAAAAAGGGGGCGAGGAAGGAAAAGUCCCGCAAUCUAAAACUUACAAAUAGCGCGAAGCCUUCAGUUGCGGCCAACUUCCCCGGAGCUGUUUUAUUUUUUAUUUUAUUUUUUUUAUUAUUUUCCCUUCUUCUUUUUCCCUCCCCCUGCCCUUUUUUUGCAGAAAGAGAAGAGUCCUGCCGUUCUUUCUCUCCGCUUUUCUCACCCAAUUCCGAGUCCGCGCUUUUUUUCUUAGCCGCCUCUCCUCCUCCCUCCCUCCCACCCCCGUUUACCCCCCCACCCCCCCACCCCCAAUGCCAACCAUGAUAGAAAAGGGCCCAGAGGUCUCGGGGAAAAGAAGGGGCAGGAACAAUAAUGCCAGCGGCGCGGCCAACGCUUCCAACAGCGCCUCCGCCAGCGCCAACAACGCUAACAAUGGGAAUAAUAAAAGUUUGGCAGCGGCAGCAGCGCCCAAUGGGAAUAGCAGCAGCAACAACUGGGAGGAAGGCAGCUCCGGCUCUUCCAGCGAUGAGGAGCACGGAGGAGGAGGAAUGAGAGUGGGACCCCAGUAUCAAGCGGUUGUUCCUGACUUUGAUCCUGUUAAACUUACCAAGCGAUCUCAGGAGAGAGAGAGAGAGAAUCUCGGUAUGCUGGUUUGGUCACCCAAUCAGAAUAUUUCAGAAGCAAAAUUGGAUGAAUACAUUGCUAUUGCAAAAGAAAAACAUGGGUACAACAUGGAACAGGCUCUUGGGAUGCUGUUUUGGCACAAACAUAACAUCGAGAAAUCCCUGGCAGAUUUACCCAAUUUCACCCCCUUCCCAGAUGAAUGGACAGUUGAAGACAAAGUAUUGUUUGAACAAGCUUUCAGUUUCCAUGGGAAAACUUUUCAUCGAAUUCAGCAAAUGCUUCCUGACAAAUCAAUAGCAAGCUUGGUAAAGUUUUACUACUCCUGGAAAAAGACAAGAACCAAAACAAGUGUCAUGGAUCGUCAUGCACGAAAGCAAAAAAGAGAAAGGGAAGAAAGUGAGGAUGAAAUGGAAGAAGCAAAUGGAAAUAACCCUAUUGACAUUGAGGUUGAACAAAACAAGGAGAGCAAAAAAGAGAUCUCUCCAUUGCAGAUUCCUCCCGUGGAAACAAUUCCUCAGGUAAAGAAAGAAAAGCACAGUACCCAGGCUGCUAAGAACAGGGCCAAGAGGAAACCUCCCAAAGGAAUGUUUCUCUCUCAGGAAGACGUGGAAGCCGUGUCUGCCAACGCAACCGCUGCCACCACUUUGCUCAGGCAACUGGAUAUGGAGCUCGUCUCCAUCAAGCGACAGAUUCAAAAUAUUAAACAAACAAACAGCUCUCUGAAAGAGAAACUUGAAGGGGGAAUAGAGCAAUAUAGGUUACCAGAGGUAACAUUGAAAUUUAAUGCACGCUGGACCACAGAUGAACAGCUUCUUGCAGUGCAAGCAAUCAGGAAAUAUGGUCGUGAUUUUCAAGCAAUCUCUGAUGUCAUUGGAAACAAAUCUGUGGUGCAAGUGAAAAACUUUUUUGUAAAUUAUCGGCGGCGUUUUAACAUAGACGAAGUUCUACAGGAGUGGGAAGCUGAGCAUGGGAAGGCCGAGACAAAUGGAACCAGUACACAGAAACCUGUCAAAUCCCCGGAUAAUACUAUUAAAGUAUCUGAAGAAGAAGAUGAGGUAGCUACUUCUGUUUUGGAUGUCAGAUAUUCAUCCACUUCAUGAAAAACUCAGGUAGCCUUGAACAAUGUUAUGUUUGACUACUAUGCUAUCUGAAAUAUCAGGUAUUAGCAAAACUUCGGACAGCCAUCUGCAUCAUAACUCUGUGGACAAGCAGCUAUUACCAAAAACGAGAGAGAGAAAGAGAGAGGACAGAUCACAAAUAUGGGCAAACACUACUGUUCCUGUUCUGUAUUUGCCUUAACUUUCUCUUCAAUCUUCCCAACCAACCACCAAUCCAAUCUCUGCAACUCCUGGAACAAGCUCUCAGAUUUCAACACCAUCAAGUUUUAAAGCAUCAGUGACUUCUUGAACCAUCUACAUCCCUUUCUGUAAACUUUGAUUAACCAACCUGGCUCCUCGUCAUGUUCACAAGUUACCUCCUGACAUCAGGGGCAUUUCUAAAAAAAUACUCUGUAUUAAGAUAAUAGUAUGCAUUUCUAUAUGCCCUUGUAUGAUUUAAACUUAUUUUUUAUGAUAUAAUCAUUGCUGAUAAGGUAACCUUUUAUUUUAUUUUUUUAAUGAGUGAGUUUCCUGUUAAGAAACGUAUUGUGUUUAGGCUAAUUAAUCCUUUCAAAAGUGAUGUCCUCCAGUGGUCCCAAUACUUGGAGGAAAGCUGUGCUAGUUGGUCUAGUAGUUUAUUUGAAAUUAAUGAGGGGGGGGGGGAGAUGUGAUUUUCAGAAUAGAAAACAGAUUUUUCCUGUGUCUUAAUUCUGUUCUUAUAAUCAAUUCCUCCUUAGAAAGCUCACUGAUAUUAAUUGUGAUUUUUAUUAUUAUUAUUAUAAUUAUUAUAAUGAACCUUUUUAUUUAGUGCAAAAGGGAAUGUGCAGUGUGUAACCUUGCUUUGAUUCUAUAUAUACAUAUACUUUGCCAUUCAGUGGACUUGCAUUAUAAUCUCUAGGUGAGUAGCAAAAUAAGUGAUUUGAUUGGAUAUCCUGGGGUUUAAGACAUAGCAACAGCUUGUUCUAAUUUGAGGUGCUUUUAGACCGCUGCAUUGGGGACCUCAUUUUCUAUUGAGGUGAGUGGAAGCUACCUCUUAGCUUUCCAUGGUUAAUUGCUGGUCUGGAUGAGAGCUUAGUAGCAGUAAUCACAAAUCCAAAAUAGAGUGCAUCAGUAGUUAAAAUGCUUGUUGGCAAGUAAUCUUCCAAUCAUACAUUUUAUUCCAUUUCCACCCAAGCCAUGGCUCUCCUCAGAUGACUCUAGGCAUUUGGCUUUGACAGCAUGAGAGGUCCAUUCUUCUAAAAGAUGCACAGAUGUGGGGUUUUUUAAAUCAGUGAGUUAGUUCUAACAAUAGAAAGUUAAGUUAGUAUUUUAUUUGGGCAUGCAGCAAUAUUUCCCCCCACAUUGACUUUGGUAUCUUCUCAAUUCAAAUGCACAAAUCAGAUAAAAAUGAACUUGUAACUACAGUUACUUUUUCAGUUCCUGAAGACAGUGUGUGAAAUAAUUUACCCCUAGCAAUUGAUUUAACAAUUAACAACUGCAAAAAAAUGUUUCCUUCACUCAUAGCUUAUUAUGUUAGGGCUUGCCUUUGUCAGCUAGGAUUGACUCACCUAUUUACCAAUUAAUAAUUAAAUGUUGCAAUGACACCACAACAAGUGCUAGAAAAACACCAGAAAUGUUUGAGUUGGGUGACCCUGGUCCGGGCAUAACCAUUAAGGAAAUCUUUCUCUGUCUGUAAGAAGAGAAGCCAUGGAGAAGUCUUAAGAAUCAAUAGAGAAUAAAUCUUUAAAAAGAAUGACAAACAGCUGGUAUAAUGUAGAACAGAGAAGUAGAAAAGCCCUAAGAUGCAUAUGGCAAAACCCAUGUGCCCCCCCCCCCAAAUUAUCUUCCAGUAAUACUGCUUUAUGUUUAUGAAAUCUGACUCAAAUUAUCAGCUCUGGGAAAUUGUUAUUUUGUGUAUUUUAAAUACCCAAUUCAUGCUUCUCCAAUUUGGCGUUACAGGAUGUGUUGAUAUUUUAGUCUUUAGUUACGCUGUUUGGAAAUGUAGGCGUCAUCUGGAGGGUGCCAGGUUGAAGAAACAGAUUUAUUCUCUUUAUGUGAAGCUGAGUGUUGCUAAACACUUUAAAAUGUUUUGAUAAAGAAUUGGCAUAUUUUAAUUAUGUUAUAAGGCAAACUUGGUAUAUGAUCCAGUCCUUUUGGGUGGGUGGGAUGAUUUUUUAAAUCUAGCUACAAUGAUAGGCAGUGUGCAAUUUUAUAAAAUCUGAAAAAUAUAUAUGUAAAUAUUUUAUAUUCUAUUAGCAAAAAAAUUAGAAUAAGAUAGAGCAGCAGAAGUGGACUGCCUGAAAUCUAUGUUAGCUAAGAGCUAAAAUGUAUGAUAAUUGCUUUAUGUGAUGUGUGUAUUGUUGGGUUGUACCAUUUUAGACUGCAGCAAAAAUUGAAUGUUCAUAAGCUCCACCAUAUUUUUAUACACAAAAAUUUGGAAGAACAUAUGCACAGCUUUGUACAUUGUUGCAUACACACGUUCUACUUAAUUUCCUUGGUCACAAAUGGGUUGAACCAACUAUAAUGGUUGGUUCAACCCAUGGUUCACAGAUAACAAUGGUUAUAACUAUGGGUCACACAACAUGCUAAACCAAAACAAAAUGAGAUAUAUUCCGCAUUUUUGUUUAUCUGGAACAGAUAUUGCAUUGAUAUUCAGUUUGCCAAAAACCAGUGAUCUGAGUCUUUCUAAAUUACUGUCUUUUAAACAAGUUAUAACAAUGUUUGCACUUUUUUUUAAAAAACAACAUUGAUAUGUAGAUUUCUUAAAACAAAUUUACAGUUCAUUUCUUUCAUCCCUAUUCGUUUCAGUAACAUAUAAACAACAUUCCUUCUUCUUGAAUGACAUUACUAACUUAGUGACCCUAAAGCUGUUUAAUCCUAGUGAAAAACAGAUGAAUACAAAGUGAAGGUUCCUUUUAAUGUGGUGCUAAUAGUAAGUAAUCCAUAGAAGUGGUUUGUCCUUCUUCUCCAAACAGGCCCCAGGGACCUCCUGAAUAGAAUGAGAGAGGAGGAGGAGGAGGAACUGGGCUUAGGAGGUCAUAGUAACUGAACAGAAAUCUCUCUCUCAUGAGCAGAAACAUCAUCUGUAUACCAUCCAGAUUUUUCUAGAACAAAGGUGAACAAGACAAAAGUUCAUUAGGUAACUAGUUCCUUGAACAUAAAUGAAUUAAAUCAUAUUUUCAUUAUGACAUUGUUAACAUUUAAUCACUGCUCCAGCCUCAAGUGGUACAAUUAAAUGAUGAAUCUAAUAAUCAUGUGGCUUAGCUCUGAAUACUAAUAUGUUGCAUUGCUCUCUUUUGUGAAUUUACCAAACAAUAUAAUCAGAAAAAGAUUCAGUUUUGGCUCAUUCCCGAGGAAAUUGACACAGAAUCCCUCUAUGAGGACGAUAACUUAUGUAUAUUUUCUCAUUGUUUCAUUACUAUCAUAUUGUAGAUUUCCCCCCUGUUAACUAAACUAUGCUUGUAAUUGUUCCAUUGUGAAAUGGAAAACUUAUUUAGCUUUUAGGUUUUUUUUAAAAAAAAAUCUGAUGUUUUUGUAUGGGACAAACCAGAUUUAUUGUUCAAGCAUUAUUUAAUCAAGGCUUCAUGUACUGAUUUCGAAGGGUCCACAAAGAUUGCUACAUAAUAUGUAAAACUCACAUUUUGUUUUCUUAAACUAGCAAUGUGAAUGUUAUAGUUAUAUAUAUUUUGUGGAAGAUGAAAAUUUUUAUUUCUUAUUAGGUAUAAAUUAUUGUGCAUAACUAUAGUAUCACAAAAAGUGAUAUUUCUUUUUUUUAAAAAAAACCAGCAAAACCAUAGUUUUAGAAAUCUUAACCAAUGUAUUGUAUAUGCACCAGAAUUUUACAUUUGUUCUAUUUAAUUUUUAAAUGUAGUUGUGUAACAUGACAGUAAAUUUUUCAUUUUCCCUGCCUCCUUGCUCCACUAGAAUACGUUAUUACUUGAAUAUUAUAUCUUAACUAGAUUGAAAUGCAGCAAUUAAACAUCUGUAAUCUAGAAUGAAGGGAACAGAGGAAGCAAUAUAUAUGAUUCCAUGUAUAAUACAGAAUUUCUUGUAACAUACAUGUACAAUCAUACAUGUUUAGUAGUAGUUAUAGUGGUAAUCCUGGCAAACAGGCUGUUGUAGACAUAUUUCAGGGAUUUUUAAAUACAUUUUGUGAAGUUAGCCUCUUUUACUGCUUCUUUCUUGUUAAUAAUAACAGUUACAGUGAUAGUGGGAUAUUGCACCCACUGGUUUGAGGUCCUGACCCAUGUGUGACUGUUAUCCCAUGUCUCCUCAUUUUCAACAGAAGCAGUGAAAGGAACCUCUUGCCAUUUAUGACUACACAGCUGUUAAGUGUUCAACAUAUUCAGGAAGUCUGCAUUUUCUGAUGUAGGUGAAUCUGGUCUUAUCUCUGCCUUUCAUGUCUUCUGCUAACCAGGCAGAGAUCAGACCCCGCAAUGAGUGUUGUGCAUGGAGGGUACCUAUGGAGAGAGAAGACGUUGGUCUUAUAUCACUCUGGAAGUGAAAUUAAAUCAAUGAAUUAGUAGUCUCUUUGGCUAUGUGUAAUUCUCUAAUAAGAAGAAAAAAGUUCCCUCUUUUCUAAAACCCAGUAGUUUUAUUGCAAUAUCAGCAGAUCAAAUUCAAGAGAGAGCUGCUUCUUGGGGUAGGGAGGGGGAGAAAUCUAUAGGUAUCUUGAGCUCAAGGAAUUAGAUUGAUUGUUCUGUGGCUCUUGCUCUGGGGUAAAACAAUACCCAGAUUUUCUCUGCACUUUUUUUUUUUUAAAGGUGUUAAAUUAUGAUCUUGGCAAUUUCCCCCAUUUUAGAUAGCUUUUGGCUAAAACAUUUUAAUUUAAAUUCUCUCCUCCUUUCCAUCAUUCUAAUAAGAUAUUGGUAUUCUUGCACAUCAAAUACGAGUCUAUCGUUUUGUUAGGUUAAUAGCUCACUGCAUAAAAGGGGUUUAUAAAAUUUGGAAUUUAACAUUAAUUUAAAAAGCAAAGGGUGCAAGCAGAAGUUAUAAGAAAGAUAUAACUCCUCCCUCCAGUCUAUAUUUUUUUAAAAUGUAGAAAAGAUGUGGGCCAAAGUAUACAGCUAAGGGCUGCUAUUGUUAACGAAGAUCAGAAUUUCAAUUUGAUUAGCUCCACUAUGGAUAGUAGCUAGUUGAAACCCAGCAUCUUGUGUGAUGUUCUACUCCAUAGAAGCGAUGCAGUUCUAGAUCCAAUUUGCUGGGCAUUGAGACUGCAUAGCUUUCAUUCAUUUCUACAGGGUGGGUGGGAUAGAAGUACAGGAAUUCCCUGGCUGCAUGUAUUCUUACAAAGGAGAGGGACUAUACAUCAACAGUGCCUGUUAGAUUGAUGCCUCUGUGGACGGUAAAGCACAAUUACUGCAAAAGCUACAGUUCUGAAACAGAAGGUCAGUAUAUGUCUGUGCAUGUUGUAUAUUAAUGAAUGUUUACAUUCAUGUUCUCAUUUAAAUUUAUAUUGGCGUGUAUAUUAUUGCAUUAUUUAGACCAUCCUCCUAGAACCUAUUGUAUUCCAGAUUUGUUGGAGCUUCAAUUCCCAAAAUUCUCAGCCAGCAUGAUUAUAUAUUUUGGGAGUUGUAAUCCCAUAACAUUUGGAGGACACCAAAUUGAGAAACAUUGAUAUAGUUUUUAUCAACUUAUGUUAAAUUCUCAUAGACAGCUUUUAUAGAUCUUUUCCCUCCCUCUCCAAUAUUUUAUGAUGUAUAAUGUUACGUUUGCAAAUAUAAUAAAAUUCUGUAUAGCCUUUGAACUGAUAAAAAUACUUUGCAUCA
Thamnophis elegans (Western terrestrial garter snake) is the source of this 7551-nucleotide messenger RNA. It is a transcript of the gene RCOR1, whose product is annotated as REST corepressor 1. Gene Ontology annotation, cellular component: histone deacetylase complex; transcription regulator complex. The record is from RefSeq and is a predicted model, not a curated record. NCBI's taxonomy places the organism in Eukaryota, Metazoa, Chordata, Lepidosauria, Squamata, Natricidae. Gene Ontology annotation, molecular function: transcription corepressor activity. The coding region runs from base 395 to 1807 and encodes 470 amino acids. The transcript is spliced from 12 exons. Gene Ontology annotation, biological process: negative regulation of DNA-templated transcription; regulation of transcription by RNA polymerase II.